AUGCGCCCAGGAGACCCCCGUAUUCGCCAGACUAUCAACCAGAUCUCGCAGAACCUCGAAUCCGCCAAUGAGUCCGCACAGGAAGGGAUAUAUGCCUUUGCCCACCACUACAUAGAGCCGUGCUUCUUGAGUGUACAGGAGUGCUUUACUUCUUGUACUGCUCCCUGUUUCCCCAGCCGGGAUGACCAGCUGCGUCGACGGCGGCGAGAACGCUCCAAUGGUCGCGCGGAGUUUACCUUUGGAUUCUACGAUGAUUGGGACUACGAUGAGGAUGCACGCGAAGAUGGCCUGCUAGGCUGGCGGAAUGAUGAGCUGGACAGACUGUUGGCUGGCAGCAGCUCUGCGCGCCCGUCUAAUGACCAGCCGCGCAUGAACAGGCGAAUGAGUUACGGUGCCAGGAGGAGGGGAUCCAUCUUACCCAGUGACGAGCGCCAGGACCCAACAGUUAUCCCGAGCUCAUCUAUACUUGGUUUCCUCGAACGGUUUCCGUGGAGGAUAGGCGCCAGGGGCAUUCGGUAUCGUCCAUCUGCUGCCAAUUUACAGGACAAUCCUGGUGGCCUGAAGCGUGAUGUUCCAGAACAAGCACCAUUACUGGAAGCCAGCGAUGAAAGUGAUCAUUCUGGGGACAACAACAAGGACGGCGGUCAUAACUACAAAGCAGAAGCAUCUCCGAGGAAGCGCCGUGGCACUCAGUCGUCUCAUGAAACCAGCAAUUCACUCAGUUCCCGCGGCGACCUUAUUCACAGCGACGAAGAGGAGGAUGCCGUUCCUCUGGAUGAUGAGAUCAAUAUAAUGACUCUCAGUCGCCACAGACCCAGCCUGGGCGGCGGUGAUGAGUCUAUCUUUUCAAUUCCACACUCUGUCACUACCUCGACAAAAGAGACAGCUUCAUCUCGAGCAUCACGCACAAGUAAAGGAAAAGGCAAACGAAGAAAAAGAGACAAAGAUUUGAAACGGCGCCGUACCAUGUCGAAAUCAUCGCACUCAACCUCGGAACUAGAUACCAGUAUCGUGAUUGAACCGACAGUGGAAGGAGCCUCGUUAGAUGACUUAAAGAGAGAGGAAGAGGAAGCUCGACUAGAGGAAGAAACGGCGAUAGAGAAAAGCCGGCUGGCUGCAAGGGAACUCGCUAGACAGAAAGGGCUGAAAUUAGCCGAUUCCGCUCUAGAGCGCUUCUCAAGUAACGCUCAUGAAGAAAUCAAUAGCCCCGUAAAGCUGCCUCACGCUGAAGCAAUCUCCACUUCAUCGUCGCAAUCGGAACGUAUUAAUUCCCCAACCGAUCAAAGCCUUGGACAUCCUCAACCUACGUCUCCUCUCAACAGCAACUCUCAACCCCACACACCUGUUUCAAUAUCUCAGACUGAAAAACCAAGCCAAAGUCAUGGCACUACCAUCAACGUAAAGAACCCCGAUCUCGAACCCACUUCUUCUAAACGCCUUGAUGCCGACCCACCAGACUCAUGAGUUUAUGACAUGAACACCUGACCACCCUUGCAUUUCCGCCACUGCCAUACCUUACUUACCUCUUAACUACCUUUCGUCCUGUAGAAUAUUUGUGACCCAUGCCCAGGAGGCCAUUUCAGCAUCAGGGAAGCUUGAAGCUUCCACGCCCCGUAAAGUUGAACAUGAGUGUUCAGCUUGCAACGCAUGUAUAUGUUGUCAUUUACUGUCAUACAGCAAGCUCUAAUGUCCCAUGGAAAUUGUUUUUACUUGUGGAUCAUUAGGGACAAUAACGGCUCAUGCAUAUAUGUUAUGAACUUUUUCUUCGUUCAGUCCGGCUAAUUAGCGUAGGACAUGCAAUAAUAAUACACUUGGCCGUCCUCGAAGCUCUAUCCUCGUACAAGUUAGUCAUUAUCGAAAUGAUUCAAAGGUCCAAGCCAAGUUUCCCAGCGCAGAAUCCUACUGUGUAACGCCCUCGCUUAUCUGGUAGUAGGCCUAGUUUCGAACAAGGGAAGACGCUAUUCUUCAAGAAACUUCUGCCACUCCGGAAUUUCCUUGACGAUCUUCCGCAUGUACCUCUCCAGCUGCUUUGCACAUUUAACGAAUAUCGAGAAUUCACUAUUAUAUGUUCGGCAAUUACUGAAAAUCAGCUUAAGAUCGUCAAAAAGGACCUUUGGAGUAGUGUAGUAAUCAUGCUCCAAUCGUUCUUCCAUCGUCGACAGAUCCAUGGGUGAUUUAAUAAUGUUGUAAUAAUCGGGGACUUUAUCUUUGUCAACAGGGUCAGCAAAGGGCCAGGCGCUUUUGUGAUUUCGCAUAAGAGUUAAAAAAUGCCGGAGUUCC
Trichophyton rubrum CBS 118892 is the source of this 2280-nucleotide messenger RNA. RefSeq lists its product as uncharacterized. The transcript has 2 exons. The coding region runs from base 1 to 1464 and encodes 487 amino acids. Lineage: Eukaryota; Fungi; Ascomycota; Eurotiomycetes; Onygenales; Arthrodermataceae. The record is from RefSeq and is a predicted model, not a curated record.